AUGUGGAAAGGUCUGCUGCCCUUUUGGGGGUUUGUAAGAAUUGUUUUAGCUGACUCUCAAACCAUCAACGAGACCAUUUUUGGAACCAGGCUCAACACCAGUCUUAUCAGACUUAUUGUUAACAAAUUAAAUUCAGAUACAACAGUAUAUUUGUAUGGUUGUGAUGAGAAAGAUGAAGAACUGGAAUUGCUUCAUGAUGAUCUCUCUAUGGAGAAUAUAAAUGCAAAACUAGGAAUAUCGCGGGAUAAGUUGAGUUUAAUGUCCCAUGGAAGUUUAAUAUAUUUUUGUGAGAUGGUGAACAAAAAUUUAACGAUUACAGGAACCGGUUUGGCUGUGUUUGUGAAGGAUAGAGAUGAAGCUGAAGACGUUAUUCUCCUGGGUUCAGGAAAUCGAAAAUUCUUCGUUGAUGAGAGAGGGGAUUUAAAAGAACUCCACGAAUACAGAGGAGUUUCUGAUCUAGUUACGUACAGUACAGAUUUCGCAGAGAAGGAUGACGAGAAAAACAGAUAUGAUUUGCAUGGAAUUAAACUGGUUGUUGGAUUUCUAAAUGCAUCAUCAUACGUUCAAUACAGAGAAGAACAAUUUCAUGGAAUCCAGGGGCAAUUAUUUGAAAUAAUGAAAGGAUUAUUGAAUUUUACCUACACUGCGGUUCCUUGUAUUGACGGCAUUUAUGGAACAAAGGUCGAAGGCGGAGUUCGGAAUAAAGGAAAAGUGUCGCAAUUCAACGGAUUGAUCGGUAUGUUGGAAAGAUCUGAAAUUGAUAUUGCUCUGGCGGAUUUAUCCUUAACCUUUACUAGAUCAGAGGUUGCUGAUUUUGGCGGUAAAAUGGUUCUGCAGCCUGCCUAUUGUCUCAUAGCUAAACCUGGAAAUGAAAUAUCCUACCUUGCAUACGUUAAUCCUUUAAAGCAGAAUAUUUGGAUUUGUGUUUUUGCCAGUGUUGUUGUAUUAACCCUCUACAUAUUUCUGAUAAAAGCCCUGUCGGGAAAUUUUAGUUUGACCCAAGACGAUACUCUUGCCAAGGACGAAAAUAUUCCUGAGCAGAUUCUUGAGGUGGUCGGAUAUAUUUGUAGAAAUAUGGCAACCAUUGAUCCUAGUCUUCUUCCGUAUAAAAAAUACAAAUGGGCCUGGAGAUUAACCUUCCUAUCCUGCCUGGUCCUGGGUUAUCUAACUGUACAAGUGUACAACGCUGAGCUAACUACUUAUCUCACCAGUAAAACAGCGGUUCUACCAAUAAACCAGAUGGAAGAUAUUCUAGACCACAGCGACAUGAAACUAAGUUUAUCUAAAGGUUCUUUUUUUGUUACCCUUCUUCAAUUUGCCACCGAGGGGAAUUAUAAGAGGUUAUGGGAGGAAAAGGUUGAAGGUAAAGAAUAUGGAAUACUAAGAUGGGCAGAUGGAGAUGAAAAACUACUUCAAGCCAUUAAGGAAGAUAUCCAUGUGAAAUAA
This is a messenger RNA of Eurytemora carolleeae, 1446 nucleotides long. Its product is annotated as glutamate receptor ionotropic, kainate 2. The transcript is spliced from 19 exons. Lineage: Eukaryota; Metazoa; Arthropoda; Copepoda; Calanoida; Temoridae. The record is from RefSeq and is a predicted model, not a curated record. Bases 1 to 1446 code for a protein of 481 amino acids. Gene Ontology annotation, molecular function: glutamate-gated receptor activity. Gene Ontology annotation, cellular component: membrane.